Bombus terrestris (buff-tailed bumblebee) is the source of this 2128-nucleotide messenger RNA. RefSeq lists its product as uncharacterized. The record is from RefSeq and is a predicted model, not a curated record. Lineage: Eukaryota; Metazoa; Arthropoda; Insecta; Hymenoptera; Apidae. The transcript is spliced from 5 exons. Gene Ontology annotation, cellular component: membrane. Bases 1647 to 2096 code for a protein of 149 amino acids.
UACUUGAUGCCCGAAAAAUCGAAAAAUAAUUAAAUUUGAUCGUUUUAUAUCGUUUUAUAAAUUUGAUCGUUUAAUAUAUUUUUCUUUUUUCGAUUAUUGUUGUCAACUUUUGUGUGGAAUAAAUCAAUUCCGUGAAUAGAAGUGCAAUCAAUACAGCUUACUAUGAAAUGAUAGCACAACAACAGUACAUAUCGCCAUUGACGUCAGCUUCACAAAAUUUCUCGAGUAUCGAGCUCGUCCAUUUGGGUUAAGAAUUUAUUUCCAAAAUGCCACAAGCACGAAUAUCUUAUGGAAAUCCACUGUAUUUCCACUGUAAUUAUUAAUAAUCAGAUUCCAUAUUGUAUGCUACGAUUCGAGGAAAAUCCGCAGCUAAUUAUUAUCUUUGCUGCCUUUAAAUACCAUAAAUAGUCGUCCGUAAAUUUUAAAAGAUUUUCUGUGCCAUACUUAUAUUGUGUAUUUUAGUCUUAAGGUGCGGGUCGUGUUCAAUUAAUCGAAAGUGAUGAAACUGUAAUGGGUCACGAUAGUCAAAUAUUAAAAAUGGUCUCGUUGGCUACAUUUAAAAUCUUUACGAGAUAUAUAUGCAUAGUACGUUGCUACUAGCAACGGGUAGCGAUGAGCAAUAGAGAACAGUACCUUCCUUAUCUCGUCGUGAUUAUGUACAUACCAGUAAUGCACGGUACUCGUACUGAAUAUCUUACAUCAUCUACAUACGAUUUUCAGAUUUGUUUCGAAUAUUACCAGCAUAACCAUGAUAGUAGAAUUCUGUUACAGUAUUAAUUCUAUAGUGCCGUUAUGCAUAAUACAGCCCUAAAAUGUUUCUACAAAUAUACGAAUAUUUUCGUCAGCUACUAUAUUCCAACUAUAUAUAUUACUAUAUAUGGCUUAUUAUGAAAGGAAAUAUAUAACGAAAUUACUUGUUUUUUUUUUAGACUAAAUUAGUUUAAUUUGAAUAAUUUUAGUAAUUGUGUAGGAUCGAACAACAACUUAUCAUUAGCUUCACUCGAGACUUGAUUGCACGUAGCAACGUAAUUGCGUUGGAACUGAGGGUAGAAAACAAUGUCAACCGUUAGACGCGUCUGUCUGGCGAAUGUGUAACGCGUGAAUAAUAGAUGGCGGCAAUCACGUGAACCCUACUUAUAGCUGUUUCGGCUUAUAUCGUAGCAUUCAACCUAGGGUAUAACGAUAGGGAUCAUUAGAAGUUGAAAGGCCGGCUGAUCAGCCUCAUUUUGUUCCAUUUUUUAAUCAAGCGAUGAAUCGACAAAUUGUACAGAUUUCGAUGGUUAUCACAGUUCUCUGGGAAUUUUCAAGCGCGGUUCGUCGAAUUUAGUCGGAUUGGCUACAGACUCUUUUACGAGCAGCUUGAAACUCGAUCUAGUUUCGAGAAAAUGAAAAAUUCGUUUUAUCUCUUUGCUUCCCUGUUCCUUCCUUCCUCUUUUUUUUUUUUUUUUUUUUUUUUCUUUUUUACAUUGCGUUAAGACCGGCUAAAUAAUAUUGAUUGCCAUGGACGUUGGCUGGUUUAAAAUCACUGACAUCGACGAUAACAAAAAUAUUUCUGGUCUACGCACUCCAGUGCCCGCACAACUGAUAUUUAAACGCCUGAUUUUCCCAUAUUCUACAGCGACAACAUUACCUGAUUUUUUACAACCAUGAAGGACUCGAAAAUACUUGCAAUCCUCAUCUGUUUGCAAAUUAUUUUCGUCACUUUCGUCCCGUCAGGGGCUGUGCCUUUAGGAGGAAGCUGUACUGAUGUAGAAGGAAAAUCUGUCUUACAUGGACAGAUGUAUGUGCCGGGACCUUGGAUUUGCAAACACUGCAUAUGUCACUAUUCGAAGCCAAUAUCUUGCGGACCUAUCCGCUGUUCAAUUCCUUCGAAGUGCAAGAGAUUCCGCGUUGUACGCGGAUGUUGCAACAUCGAAUGCCUGAAUCCCACUGAACAUCCGACCGAAGUUAAUGUCACUACCGUCGAUGAUUCACCCGGAAAUGAUUCAGUUCAGAACCAUACUCUCAUAUCCGGAUGCAUCUCCCAUAUGCCACAUAGUCAUAUGUGGAUGCUGAGUUUAUUGAUGGUGGUGACCUGCUGCUUUCUUGGGGUUUAGGCGACUGAUUGCUUCUAUGAUCUCUGCAGAAG